CCGAGCGUCAGUCGCGCGCCACCCCCCGCGCGCGCGCUGCAAGGAGCUGUGAGCGGGACACCCGCCACACCACCGCGUGAGCCCUCGAGACCUCGCGCGACCGCCGCGCGCCACUUGGCUUACGAGUUUUCAGUGUGUGUUCUGCCGGCACGGAUAUGUCGGUGCCCCCGUUCAACUUUCCGCCGGAGAGCUACUCGGCUGUGUACGGCGGUGACGACGCGACUGGUGCGAAUGUACCAAACUGCCACACCUUCGCAUCCGAGCCGGUCGCCGCGCCUCCUCCGCCGGCCGUCACCUCACCCGGCACGCCUCCACCGUCGCUCUUCGGUUGCUUUCACUGCGCUUUUCGGAACGGUAUCAAAGUCAUCCAAAAGGACAAACAUGUCGCCAAAAAUAAGGUCGCUGUGCCUGGCAAGGAGGACGAGCGCUGGCGAGGCAAGGAUGAAGGCGCGCUGUUCAAGCGCUGGCGCCGCCCCGCCGCACCCGCCGAUCCUGCUCCCACUCCUGCUCCCGCGCAGCCCGCACAAUCUUCGGAACUACUCAAAUUCUUAGCUAUUAAUGCACUUGAACUAUCAGCACCCGCAUCGGACGCGUUGUUAAAGUCCCGCUCGUCGGAGUGGUUCCAACUAGCGGGACACCCUGGCUCGCUGGCACCCGCCGGUCCCGGCACCGUGUGGAAGCGCCGCGCCCCCGGGGACACCUCCCUGCACAACCCUGAGCGCGAUGCGUACGAGGCCCUCGCCGCCUGCCCGCACAUGCGCUCCGUCAUCCCGCGCUACUACCGGGAACUCGAGUACGGUGGAGAACAGUUCAUCGAACUCCAAGAUCUUCUCCACGGUUUCCGUGACCCCCAUGUCAUGGACAUUAAGAUGGGAACGCGCACUUUCCUUGAGGAUGAAGUCAGUAACGCUCGUGCCCGCACCGACCUCUAUGAUAAAAUGGUGCGGCUCGACCCUAACGCCCCGACUGAGAGUGAACACGCCGCGCGUGCCGUCACUAAGCUCCGCUACAUGCAAUUCCGUGAGCAGCAAUCUUCCUCUGCCGAACAAGGAUUCCGCAUCGAGGCGGUGAAGCUACCGGGCCAGCCCCCGCUGACGGAUCUGCAGAAGGUGCGCGAGCCGCACCAACUGGCAGCCACCGUUGCACGUUUCCUCGGCAACGACGAGCGUGCCCGUCGUCAGAUCAUAGCCCGCCUUCGCGAAAUUAGGGAUCUGUUCGAACGCUCCGAUUUCUUCAAAACUCAUGAAAUUGUCGGAAGCAGCAUAUUCAUCAUCUACGACGAUGAACGUGUCGGUGCCUGGUUGAUCGACUUCGCCAAAACGAGGCGUGUUCCUGAAGGUGCCAAAGUAAACCACCGAGCCACCUGGAAGCAGGGAAACCACGAGGAGGGUUUCCUGUACGGAUUGGAUAGACUGAUUCACACUAUGGAGACUGCACAGUUGCCGACGCCGGGCGACGAAACAGCAACGGAGCCGGACGUGUCACGUUGAACUCCCGGCGAGACCGUGUCUGGACUCGCCUUGCGGUCGUUGUCACCGUUUGCCUGGCCUCAGCGCCCCAGUGCCGCUCCUUCGCGCCGGAGAUGACGCUUGGAGAUGUACACAAAAGUUAUAUAUUUGUGCACGUGAAAGAGAACGCGAAUUGAUCGCUUAUGUUUUGAUCUAGUCCUUAAUUAUUUAAUUACAAUUCUUAAAAAAACA
This is a messenger RNA of Pectinophora gossypiella (pink bollworm), 1700 nucleotides long. RefSeq names its product inositol-trisphosphate 3-kinase homolog (gene IP3K1). The coding region runs from base 156 to 1490 and encodes 444 amino acids. Gene Ontology annotation, cellular component: nucleus; cytoplasm. The transcript has 5 exons. Gene Ontology annotation, biological process: inositol phosphate biosynthetic process. The record is from RefSeq and is a predicted model, not a curated record. Gene Ontology annotation, molecular function: inositol-1,4,5-trisphosphate 3-kinase activity; inositol tetrakisphosphate kinase activity. Lineage: Eukaryota; Metazoa; Arthropoda; Insecta; Lepidoptera; Gelechiidae.